CAAAGAGAGAAUUUAAGAGGGCAGCUGGAGGUGAGCCUGCAGGUACAUGGUGAGCAUCUGAACAGAUCGGAUCAGAAUCAUGCAGGCUCUUUUGUUGUUUUGCGUGUGCUUAGGAGCUUUAUCUGUGGAAGGAGCAGUCCUGAAUGAACUGAAUUCCCUCCUCACAUUUAUACCUGAGACUGAUGUUUCAUCCUCACAGCAUCAACCAGUGGAUUCGUCAUCUGCAUCAAGUGAAAAGAGAACCAAUGAAGCACAAAGAACAAGGGAAGUAAGCGACACUGCCACAAACACACAGUCAGUUAUGGGGCGAGCUGAGGCUGUGUGGGUGGAGCUCAAUGCUGUGUUGGAGAGAUGGGGUGGAGCAGCAGGGAAACUAAAUGCAAUCUUGAGCCAACUCAAAGAAGAGAAAAAACGCCUCUUGGACCAAGGGGAAGAGCAGAAAGCAAAGAAAAAGGAAGAGGAUGAGGAUGAAGAAGAAGAAGAGGAUGAUGAUGAUGAGGAUGAGGAAGAAGAAGAGGAAGAGGAGGAGGAAGAAGAAGAAGAAGAAGAAGAGGAGGGAAAGGAAGAAGAGACAGCAGAAGAGGAGGAGAAUGAUGCAUCUAACAGCACCUCAACCCAAGACUCGUUACCAGAAGGCUGCCAAGUGGGAGAAAGUCGAGUAUCCUGCAAGCAGAUUGGCUUGUCCCACCUGCCAGUCAUCACAAACCAGGAAGUCACCAUACUUGAACUGCCUGGGAAUAACUUAACAAGAAUUCCUCCCAGUGGUUUUUCUGGACUGCCAGACCUUGAAGAGCUUGACCUAAGUUUGAACAAGCUGGACGACUCCUCUUUUGGCCUAAGUCUUUUCACGAAUCUGACAAAGCUGAAGAUUCUGAAACUUGACGGCAAUGAACUUACAACAGUUCCACAGUUGCCAUCUUCUUUGGAGGAUCUGAAGAUAAACAACAAUAAAAUAAACCAACUGGCUUCACACAGCUUCAAAGGCUUGACUAACCUAAAAGUCUUAGAACUGACAGGAAACAUCCUCUAUGAGAGCAGCAUUGCACCCUGGGCUUUCAAACCUCUGAAGGCACUCAAGUUUUUACGAAUGGAUAAAAACAGAUUCAGUGGUAUCCCCGCGGGCUUGCCCCCAUCUAUAGAGGACCUGAGGUUGCAGGACAAUCAAAUAGUGGAGGUGCAGGACAGGCUUUUGGAUAAGUGUGUCCACCUGAAGGUGUUAGAUCUCAGUCACAACCUCCUAAAAGAGAACAGCAUCUACCCUGAGGCCUGGAUCAACCUGCGGAUGCUGGAAACUCUUCACCUGUCCCAUAACCAGAUGUCAGUGGUGCCCUCAGAUCUGCCCAAAGCCUUGCGCCAUCUUUCCCUGCAGCACAAUCACAUUCACUCCAUUCCUCCAUACUCACUGAGUCACCUCCGUCCAGGCUUACAGUCCCUACACCUCUCCCACAACCUGUUAGAAGAGAACGGUGUGCUAGGGAAGUCAUUUCGUGGUGUUUAUCAAACACUGGAGGAGUUACACUUGGACAACAACAGGUUUCAAAGGGUGCCAGACAAUAUGCGCCACUUCAAGAACCUCAAGCUACUGCGUCUAGACCACAACCGUAUAAGCUCUGUUCCAGUGAAAUCAAUCUGCAAGGUUAAAAGGACUGAGGAUUCUCUCCUGUCAACCGUCCAUUUAGAGUACAACUACAUCAAUGUGAUGAAAAUCCCUCGUGCUGCUUUCUCCUGCAUUCAGGAUUCCAGCAAGAUCAUACUGGAGCCCCAGAACCAAUCACAGGGCUAGUAAACUGCUACAGAAACAUCACCCUGUCACUUCAAACCUCCCCUCUGUUCUCCUGUCAGUCACUCUAAGACUAAAUACUGUAAACACAAUGUCCAGUAGAUCUAUUAUUAGUGUGCAUGCUUCCUCUUCAAAUGCACAUUUGGGUCGUGUUCAGCAACUUGUAGCAUAAAAUACAUAAUUUUGUUUCUUUUUGUAUUUAAUAAACCUUCUUCUUGUAAGCAAAAGGAAA
This is a messenger RNA of Cyprinus carpio (common carp), 2012 nucleotides long. Its product is annotated as extracellular matrix protein 2. Gene Ontology annotation, molecular function: heparin binding; protein binding; collagen V binding. Gene Ontology annotation, biological process: extracellular matrix organization; positive regulation of cell-substrate adhesion. Gene Ontology annotation, cellular component: extracellular matrix. Lineage: Eukaryota; Metazoa; Chordata; Actinopteri; Cypriniformes; Cyprinidae. The record is from RefSeq and is a predicted model, not a curated record.